Messenger RNA from Penicillium expansum, 3720 nucleotides. RefSeq lists its product as uncharacterized. The transcript is spliced from 16 exons. The coding region runs from base 1 to 3720 and encodes 1239 amino acids. NCBI's taxonomy places the organism in Eukaryota, Fungi, Ascomycota, Eurotiomycetes, Eurotiales, Aspergillaceae. The record is from RefSeq and is a predicted model, not a curated record.
AUGGAAUCAGAAGAGCACCUACAAGAUGCGAAGGACAACGUGGACACAGUCCCGGAAGUGCAAGAUGACCGUGGCUCUUCAGACAAAGACGAGCUUGAUCUGGCUGAUCUACCAACUCGCGGCAGAGCCAAGCCCAUCUAUAAGUCUCCAGAAGAGUUUUGGGAGACUGUCAAAGUUCACAAAUAUAUUGAGACAGGAACACCACAUGCGCUGCAAGUUGUUCGUGCACCGGGACGUUCGCUGCAAGAAUUCUUAGUGGGCUACAAUGUAGCUAAAAUAAAGCAGAUGCUCAAGGCUGAAAUCCCUUUCAAAUUCAUCAUUUGUCUAAAUGACGGUUCCGUUGUUCCGGAAACCAUGAGUAUGAAGCUAUAUUUCCAGUCACUCGAGCCUCUCCCGCCGAAGAAAGAGGCGCAGCCACCGGCCACCGGGGAGAAGAAACUGACGGAACCAGCAAGCAAGCCAGCUGAUGGCGGCGCCAAUAAAGAGAAAAAAGCUGGCGAUAGUGCGGAGAAAGAGCAAACUAAGCCUGCCGAUCCUAAAGCCCACAAUACCAAGGCAAGAGAACUAACCCGAGACGGCACAUCUCGUGCCCCGAUCGGUAUCGUCUACGUGAAAGAGCUACCUGCGACACUAUCCCCAACGGAUAUCUUCAAAAAUCUGCCGUUCACCCUCCGAUUUGUACAAAAAGCGAAUGGAAAGAAUAAAUACGAGGCGUCAAUCAGCUCGUCAAGAUUUCCAAGCGAUCAGUUGCCAUCCCUCAUUUUGGGUCACCUGCGUCCACUCGUUGCUUCCAUGUCGGCACAGUCUCAGAAACAUGAGUUUUGUUUGCAGGAUGAGACACCGUUUGAGGACCGUACUCUCCUAUCCACCUAUCUUUCUCAUUCGACACUGUCGGAUAAGAAAGAUGGGAAAAUUCCUAUUUACGAUAUUUACUUCAGCUCGCCUACUCAGAGAUCCGAGUGGUCGGCAGCUUCUGAUGUUGUAAAGCCCCAGAAAAUCGACACGAAGGUUGAUCUUAGCACGGGCUUUACCAAGCUCUCAUCAUUGGAAACCAUUCAGGGUAAAGCCGGUGAUCUCAAAAACCAGGGUCUCGCAGCAAAUGAGUUAAACGAUCUUGUCAAGAUAACCGCGACGUCGGCAAAUACACUACAUGCGUCUGAGUUAGACGAGAACCAAUGGCACUCGGUCCUCCGAAAUUGCGGUUUGAUGCAUGGCUGGACGGUCGACCUGGAAAGGAACAUCGUCAAACCCGCUCCUCGUGCUGGUGGAUACAACGGUGGACCUGACCUCUGGAAACUCAUAGCGUUUAAACUCCGUGCCGGACUCAACAUGGACAGUCCUAUCUCUCUCCCGCAUCUAACCACAGGGUCAACGACUACCCCGGUAGCCCCAAAGGCCCCCGCAGCUGUGUUACCCCCGACUUCUACCCCCGGCAACACCAAGGCGGCAAGUGCAGCCAUCAAAACAGGCUCGACGACGAAGCCCACUGAGGAACAACCAUCCGCAGCGCCGAAUAAGGAGGUUGCCCAAGCGUCGACUAAAAAAGAGCUGACGCAGGAUGCGAGCCUUCUCCCUCUCGCGAUUCCAGUUGAGGCUUCCCCUCAGGUGGUCUCAGCAAAGGCAAUGACCAGCGACCUUCCCAAGAAAGCGAAUGCUCUGCCUUCCUUUGUGGUGAACGAUGAGUCCAAGAUUACCGUUUCUCUUGUUAGUCAUGAGCUUCAAGAGUCAAUGGCGCGCAACAGCUUCUCAUCUACCUCUUUUGAGGGUGAAGUAUCGGGUGGUUUCAAGGGUGUCAGUGUCGGCGUCACCGCCGGAACUAAGUCAAGCACGACAAAGGGGGAGGCCAAAUCCGAAACGAUUUAUGAGAAGAAGUUGAUUGCCGAGUUUAAGUUCCCUCGGGCGACGAUAUUCCUGCGUCCCGAAGACCUUGAGCCGACUGACGCCCUACGCAGCGCGGUGGACAAGGUGCGCAGGACCAAAAACAUCAAUGACCUCCGGGCACUACAGGCCGAGUUCGGCCAUAUCUUCUGCCAGGAGGUCAUAGUCGGAGGCAGUCUGCAGACCACUAGGGUCACCAACAGCAAGAGCACUGUCAGUGAGUCGCGGCAGAAGGAAGAGUUUAAAGCUCAUUUCGGUCUUGCCGUGUCCACUCCCUGGGGCAUUGGUGGCUCAUCCAAGGCCUCCAAGCAGACCGGCUCGGAAGAUGAAGAGGCCAUAAAAGAGACCAACGUCAAUGAUAUGUCCGCCUUCGAGGCGAAGGGAGGGCAAACCAUCUAUGCGGCUAAUCCGCCGACGUGGUGUGCAUCAGUUCUGCCGUUCAAUAACUGGCGAGUGAUCGAAAGAUCUGAGCCAUUGCUGCUAGCGACAGCUAUUAGUAGCUGCAGCGAUGUCAAGAUGGUGGAUGUCAAGCAGUGGUUCCUCUCCGCUGUUCCUCAACUAUCUCAAUACUUGGCGAUUCCUCCAUCCCGUUGCCUUGAUGUGCGAUUGAAAGUACAGUCCGACAUUCCAGGAUUGACCCAGGAGAUUGGGGACAAGGAGACCCCCAUAGAAAAGCAGCAUCACAUCUGCAAUUAUUUAGGUCAUCAGUUUGGCAAGGCCAUCCACCCAAUUCGCAUGGGACUUAAACGGAGACAGUUGAAGGUCACCGAGAUCAAACGGUCGGGCGGUACAUCCUUUGGAAUGCCGGUCACAGAUAUUACCAGGGAUUUCAAGCAGCUCGAUGUACAAAAACAAUUGGCCCUGUUCUCCCCAGCAAGAUUCCAAGCCCCGGUUCUCCUUCAAUACGAAGAGAGGCUGAAAAAAAUUGAACACCUAUCGGUCACGGACUACCAGGAGACCGCCUGGCAGAUGAUUAUACCCGAUGGCCAACAUCUCAAACACGAUAGUUUAGUCGCCCUUCGAAGCUAUCACGAGAAGAUGAAUAUUUACCUUACUGUUUUCCGCAACGAGCAGGGUGUUGUCUUACCAGCGAUGACCGAUUCCGGGGAGUUCCCUUUGUGGCGGGUGCAGACGGUCGGGGGAUCGAGCGCCCAGUAUAUCAAGGAAGGGGAUCCUAUUCGACUGUGCUGGCGGUUUUCUGAUCAGACAUGCGGCUUCCGUGACUUUUUCAACGACGUCUACGGCCGGCGUCGCUUCACCAAACCCGAAGAAAUCCACGAUAGCCUCUAUCUGCGGACUCCGUUCCCAGGCUUUCAGCGAGCGGACUCCAUAGUUCCUGUCCAAGUGCAAGUCAAGGACCCUGUAAACACCGGUGCCAUUCCCAACGGGAUUCCAGACAUGGUGACCCCGGCGCCUUCGCCCGGUAACACACCUGGGUCUACAACGGAGCAGAACGGGGCGGCCAUGGUGAUGAGCCCUUCCUCGUCUGUCAAGCCUAUCUUGACCAAGUUGAGUGUGAUCGCCGAUAAAGGGGACUACUUGAAGGAUAGUCUUACCUAUAACCUAUUUGACGUGACAUUUCGAAUCGAUAUGAUCGGAAACCGUCCCUCGGUUGAAAAGAUGGACUAUAUGACACAGAAUCUCGACCAACGCACCAGUACUAUAGUCACGACGGAGACCGGUUCUCGAUCCAUGACUUGGAGCAUUGGUGAGGGCCAGCAGGCUGCAGACAACUAUGCGGAGGCAGGGAAGCAAGUGCUUGGAGUGCUUGUGUUCGGGGCGCAUUACCAUUACCUGAGAGCGGAGUACCAGCCUUUGUCUCGCAUUUUGGCUUCUUGGUAA